Molecule: messenger RNA, 1649 nt
Organism: Aplysia californica (California sea hare)
Lineage: Eukaryota; Metazoa; Mollusca; Gastropoda; Aplysiida; Aplysiidae
Product: bone morphogenetic protein 5
Exons: 8
Coding region: 141-1400 (419 amino acids)
Biological process (GO): SMAD protein signal transduction
Cellular component (GO): extracellular region
Molecular function (GO): growth factor activity; cytokine activity
Source: RefSeq, a predicted model, not a curated record
GCUCCCGUUGUUUCUUAUCUUCACUGAAAUCUAGAUCUAGCCUAAAAACUUUUCGCAAGUUUUGGCAUUGUAAUUGAUUGUUUCAGCUGUGAGGUUCUGUUUGCUUACUGUUUUGAGACUAUUUCACGUCGGCAAUAAAGAUGUCCUGUGUUCUUUAUCUGUGCGCCUUUGUGGCGUGUACAUACGGUGUGUAUGGUUACUCGUCUUCUUUCUACACGGACAAUGACCUCGGGCAGUCGGUGCCGAUGGGGAAGGUGAAGAACAGACAGAGAGAUGAAGUACAACAGGAGCUCCUGGAGCUGAUGGGCCUGUACAGCAAGCCCAAGUCCAAGUCCAACGAGAAGAUCAUCCAGUCGGCGUCCAAGUUCAUGCGGGACCUGUAUGAGAGCCUGCGCGAGCUGGACCAGGCCGACCAGGACGGGGGAGACGACUCCCACAUCCACAUCAGCAGCUCUGUCAACGCUUCGGCGCUCGGCCUUGACCCGGCUAAAGUGGAGGGCUCAGAUGUCAUCGUUAGCUUUGUCAAUCACGCCAGGAAAAUGGCUCACCUUCGCCACGAGAGGGACCGCACAUUUUUCUUUGACUUCAGCGAGGUCUCCGUCGGGGAGCAGGUGAAGGGGGCAGAACUGCGCAUCUACAAGGAGGCUUCGUCCAAGUUUGCCUCCAGCUCCUUCACCAUCAGCCUAUACCGCAUCAAGCAGGGGCAGGACUGGGAAGACAAGAUCCUGGAGCUGGAGUCCAACCUGCGGGUGUCGGGUGAGCAGACGGGCUGGGUGACCUUGGACGCUACCGACGUGGCCGAGUACUGGACGUUCUUCCCCCUCAGCAACAUGGGCCUCUAUCUCAAGGUCACAGACGAGAAUGGUGAAGAGUUUGAGCCCAAAGAGAUUGGGCUGGUGGGUCGUCGCGGACCGGCGGACAAGCAGCCGUUCCUGGUGGGCUACAUGGACAUGUCGCCGGAGGUGCUGUCUCGCCGGGCGCGCUCCAUCCGCAGCAAGCGCUGGGCUGACCCACAGGACCGGUCCUACUCUGACAACCCCUACGCCGAGUACUCCAGGACGGGCUUCACGAGGUACCGCGCCCACAACAACUGCCAGAGACACAACCUGUACAUCAACUUCAGGGACAUUGGCUUUGACAGCGAGUUCCUGAUCGCCCCUGAGGGCUACUCGCUUACAAACACACACACACAAAAACAAACACAUACACACACACACACAAAAACAAACACACACACACAAAAACAAACACACACACACACACAAGCGCCACUGCUGCCCAAGCCCUGCUGCGCACCCACCAAGUUCGGCACCAUCACCCUGCUCUACUACGACGACAACUCCAGCGUGGUGCUCAAGAGGUUCCGCGAGAUGAUCGUCAAGGCCUGCGGCUGUCACUGAUGGACAUUUGUGGCCAGCCAUGGGGGGGGGGGGGGGGGGUAGAUGGAGAAUUGUGUCCAUAGAGGGUAGAGGGUGGAGAAUUGUGUUGAUAGGAGGUGGAGAAUUUUGUCCACUUAUGGGUGGAAGAUUGUUUCGACAGGGGUAGAGAAUUGUGGUAAUAGGGGAUGGAAGCCUGUGUCAACACAGACUGGCGAAUUUUGUGAAUAGGGAAUGGUGGAGCGUAAAAAAAAGCUACAUUUUUAAAGAAAA